AUGGCAGCGAUAGGCGGCCGGCUUGGCUGGUUCUUUGCUGUCUGCAAGUAUUACAUAGGAGCUGCCUUCAGGCGUUAUCAGAAGUUGAGCAUUCACGGUAAACUCUUCAUCUGGGCCACAGCAUGUCUCUAUCUUAUUCUCGGUACCAUUUUUAUUCUCAUUGGACCUGGCCGAAUCGGCCAGAGCCUUUAUAACCUGGCACAGAGGAUCAGCCACCUUUGGUACGGAUGGAUAUUACUCGGAUGCAUCCUCACAAUAAUAUCCUUUCCCCCGUGCAUCGGACAUACGACCGUUGUCACACUAUGUGGCUAUGCGUACGGCAUGAAGGGGUUUACCAUAGCUGCAGGCGGAUCACUCUUGGGCUCUGCCUUCUCCUUCACUGUCUUGCGCUUCCUCUUCAGCGAGAGACUUCGACAGUGGUCGUCGUCCAAUGAGAAAUGGCAAGCUCUGGAGACCGUUAUUGCUGCCAAGGGUCUGCCGUUGAUCGUCUUAAUCCGUGCAUCACCAUUCCCUCCUUGGGUCUACUCGAAUGCACUGUUCGCUUCUAUAGAGGCUGUGUCUCUUUGGCAGUUCUUCCUGGCAACUUUUGUUGUAUUCCCUAAGAUUGCACUUUUCGUUUUCGUAGGCUCUCGUCUUGCGUCUCUCUCUGACGGUGAACAACGAAGCCACAUGGAUAAUUCAACCGUAAUCCUCAAUGCGGUGGUAUCCGUAGGAGGGUUGCUUCUCGGUGCUACUGCUAGCUGGGUCAUUUAUCGGGCCAUGACGACGGAAAUACGACGGUUACAAGGUCUUUCCCCAAGGAUCGACGAACUAGCUGCAGAGGCUAUUGAAGAAGCCGAAGAGGAUGCGCCUCUGCUAGGCAGCUACCAGAACACGGUUCCGCGGUCCCCCGUUUGA
This is a messenger RNA of Fibroporia radiculosa, 897 nucleotides long. RefSeq lists its product as uncharacterized. The record is from RefSeq and is a predicted model, not a curated record. The transcript has 7 exons. Gene Ontology annotation, biological process: mitotic spindle elongation; vesicle-mediated transport. Gene Ontology annotation, cellular component: Golgi membrane. Lineage: Eukaryota; Fungi; Basidiomycota; Agaricomycetes; Polyporales; Fibroporiaceae. The coding region runs from base 1 to 897 and encodes 298 amino acids.